Messenger RNA from Puma concolor (puma), 465 nucleotides. Lineage: Eukaryota; Metazoa; Chordata; Mammalia; Carnivora; Felidae. The record is from RefSeq and is a predicted model, not a curated record.
AUGGAGUUCCAGGGGAAAUGGUACAUCUUGGGACUGGCAGGGAAGGAAAUUCAUAAAGAAAAACACAGCCAAUUGAAGAUGUACACCAUGACCUACGAGCUGAACGAAGACAACAGCUACAAUGUCACCUUUGUCCUGCCCUGGAUCCAGCGCUGUGACCACUGGAUCACAACUUUCAUCCCAAGUUUCCAGCCAGGCCAAUUCAACCUGGGCAACAUUGAGCGUUAUCCUGGAAUCCAGAGUUACACUGUACAAGUCGUGGCCACAGACUACAACCAGGUUGCCAUGAUUUUCUUCAAGAAAGCUUACAAAAACCAGGAGUUCUUCAUGGUCACCCUCUAUGGGAGGACCAAGGAGCUGACCCAGGAGCUGAAGGAAAACUUCAUCAGCUUUGCCAAAUCCCUGGGCCUCACCGAUGACCACAUCAUCUUCCCAAUCCCCAACGAUGAGUGCAUAUAUAAGUGA